This is a messenger RNA of Python bivittatus (Burmese python), 1259 nucleotides long. RefSeq names its product zona pellucida sperm-binding protein 3-like. NCBI's taxonomy places the organism in Eukaryota, Metazoa, Chordata, Lepidosauria, Squamata, Pythonidae. Gene Ontology annotation, molecular function: acrosin binding. The record is from RefSeq and is a predicted model, not a curated record. Gene Ontology annotation, cellular component: extracellular matrix. Gene Ontology annotation, biological process: positive regulation of acrosome reaction; binding of sperm to zona pellucida; egg coat formation.
AUGAACAUGGAGUUAGAAAUGCUGUUAAAAGUUCCUGAAAACUCAGUGAUCUAUAAAUGCAACAAGACCAGUCUCCACCUGGCUAUCAAAAUGGACCCUUGGGGGACUGGUCUCAGGCUGGACCCAGAGUUGCUCUACCUGGGCAGCUGCCCUUCUUCACACGUGAAUAAUGCCCUGGGCUUCUUCCAUUUUCAGUAUUCAUUCCAGGAGUGUCGCUUCGCACGACUGACAUCUGGCAAAAUGGUUGAGUACUCAACCCGACUGGUGUACAGGCCGGUGUCCAGCCUUGGCGGACAGUACAACAGCCCGUUCACAGAGAGGAUUAACUGUACAACCUUUGAGGCACAACGCCCGACUCCCGCCCGAGUCACUGGGUCUGGCCUGCUCUCUGGUUCCGGCGGACUAAUGUUCCAAGGGACGUUUAUGAACGAGGACUUCAGUGCUCCUUCAGACCUGUCGGUCUUUCUCCUGGGGUCAGAGAUCCACAUUGAAUUUAUGGCGCAGCGUUUCUUCCACCAGCCUCUACGGCUUUUCGUGGACGAAUGCGUCGCUGCCGAAGCGGCGGAACUGAGCAGGUCUUCCAGAAAUUACAGCGUUAUUGCAAACCACGGGUGCCUCCUGGACAGCCGGGAUUCAAAUUCGCGAUUCCUCCCUCGACAUGCUCCAGACGUGCUCCGUCUCUCUCUGCAGGCCUUUGAAUUCGUGGGGAUAAACACGGACGUUUACCUUCACUGCCGACUUCUCAUCUGGGAUCCCAAAGUGCUGACUGACCCCACAAGGAAGGCCUGCUCAUUUAACAGGGAUACUAACAGGUGGGAAGCUCUGGAUGGGACCUCCCAUUCGGUCUGCAGCUGCUGCGACUCAGUGUGCGAAUCUGCUGGUUCUCGUCACAAAAGAGAAGCCAAAGAUUCGGCUUCAGAAGUUAAUCCGUGGCAGUCAGACGUGGUGAUGGGUCGCUUCACAGUUCAGAGACCUGCACACAACGGGGGCGACUUUGAGUGGGGUCCCAACCACACCCUCCUUAUUCAGAGCCAUCAAGGCGGGGAGGGAAGCAAAGCCUGACGCCACCCGCUGUGAGCGCCCUUCUUCCUGGAAGAGCUGGGGUUGCCAUUCCCUCCUUGGGCUUCUGCUUUUACAACCGUUGUCAGAAAAUACCGGACCUACACAGCAGGGAUGUUGAAGACUCAGGAGCUGGACAGGGCUGACCAGGACUGUGGCUGUAUCUGUGCUGCUGUGGGACACCCUAAAUUAAAAGCAAC